Patiria miniata (bat star) is the source of this 18369-nucleotide messenger RNA. RefSeq names its product titin-like. Gene Ontology annotation, molecular function: protein binding. The record is from RefSeq and is a predicted model, not a curated record. The transcript has 62 exons. NCBI's taxonomy places the organism in Eukaryota, Metazoa, Echinodermata, Asteroidea, Valvatida, Asterinidae. The annotation marks the transcript as partial.
AUGCCAGUAGAAGUCAAGCGAGCUCCUUCUUUCACAGAAAAGCCUGAAGUUCCUGAAACCCCGGAGACAACUGAUGCUGUUUUCAGAUGCAAAGUUGAUGGGUUCCCUAAGCCUACCAUCACAUGGAACAAAGGCUGGAAGCAAAUCAAACCAGCAGGCCGCUUCUCCAUUACAUUUGAUGAGGAUACAGAAGAGAGCAUUCUCACAAUCGAGGAUACAACCUCAACAGAUGCUGGCAAGUACACCUGCUACCUCAAGAGUCCCCUCGGCCAAGACAGUGCUUCAGUAAGUCUUAAAAUCACAGAAAAACCCAAAGAGGAGAAAGCAGAGCAAGUGACUGUAGAACAGAUGGAGGAGGUUGAUGUUCUUGCUGAUGUGUCGAAACCUGAAGAAGUCAUCCCUGAGGUUAUGCCUGUUGAAGGUCCGGAAGAGACGGUUCCUGAAAAGAGACCAUCAGUUAAAGAAGCUCCUGAGGAGGUCAAGAUGGUGCUUAAGCCUCAAGUUUCCUUGGAUGCUGUUUCAGAAGAGAAACUUGAAAUUGCAGGAGUUGCCAAAGUUCCCAAAACGGAAGAAGUUGAGAUCCUUAUUGAGACUGAAAAGCCUGAGGAAGUAGUUGUGGAGGUUGAAGAAGCUCCCACAGAGGUAACUCCUGAAAGAAAGCCAGCUGUGAUCGCCGUGCCUGAAGAGAUAGUGACCAAAAUUCCCAAGGCACAAGUGGCAAUGGAAGCGGUCACUGAGGAGCAGCUAGAAACAGCAGUCGUGGCAAAGUUCACUCCUCAUGAAGAGGAGGAAGUGGAGAUUCUGGCUGAGAUCAAGAAACCUGAGGAGGUCAUCCCAGCUGUUGUUUCUAUUGAGGAAGCUCCUGAGGAAGUAGAAACCAAAAGGAAGCCAGCAUUCAUUAUUGCCUCAGAAGAGGAGCUCACAAAGAAGCCUAAGGCAAAAGUUGCACUUGAAGAUGUCACAGAAGAGAAGUUGGAAACUGCAGUCAUGGCCAAAGUGAAACCUCGUUCAGAAGAACAGGUGCAAUUCCUUGCUGCAGUCCGGAAGCCUGAAGAAGCUGUUCCAACAGAGGAGGAGGCUCCCGAAGAGGUAACACCAAAGCUGAAGCCUGCCAUCAUAUCUGCUCCAGAGGAACUGGUUACUCCAGCACCUGUAACUCAGGAAUACCUGGACAUCGUUACUGAGGAGGAAUUAGAAACUGCAGUCACCAAAGUUGCUCCUCAACCUGAGGAUGAGGCUGAUUUGCUUCCAGCUGUUGAGAAAAUCACUCCAGUCGAAGCUGUUGAAGAACUUGCCCCAUCUGAGGUGACCCUUGAUGUUUCUGAGAAGCCAGUAACAAUCAGAGGCAUGCCUGAGAAGGAAGUCCUCCCUGAAGAGCUUCUUGAAGCAGAGGCUUUCCCUGAAGAGGAAAUUGAGAAACAUGAGGCAGUUGAGGUGGUUGUGGAAGAAGAGGAGAAGGUGGAAGAGAUGCCAGUUGCACCUGUAAUCAUUGACCAAUUCAAGAGCAAGAGUACCAAGGAAGGGAAACCAGUGAAGUUCACUUGCACAGUGACUGGAACACCGAAGCCUGAGAUCAAGUGGUUCUUAAACAAAGAACUUCUUGAAGCAAGUACUCAUUUCAUCCAAACCUUUGAGGAAGACGUAGCCGUACUGACAAUUGAACAUCCUAAACCCAAGGACACCGGUGAAUACAAGUGUGUGGUUAUCAAUACCGCAGGAGAAGAUGUCUGCACUGCCAAACUGACUGUGACAGAAGUCAGACGAGGGCCCUCAUUUAUUGAGAAACCAGAGGUGGAAGAUGCACCAGAAGGAACUGAGGCCAUCUUCCGAUGCAAGGUUGAUGGUUUCCCCAAACCCACAGUGACUUGGAACAAAGGUUGGAAACAGAUCACAACAGGAGGAAAAUUCACCAUUACCUUCGACGAGGACACUGAGGAAAGUGUCUUGACCAUCAAGGAUACAACACCCUCCGAUGCUGGGAAGUACACUUGCUAUCUUAAGAACCCUCUUGGACAGGAGACCUCCUCUGUGAGUCUUAAAGUCACUCCUAAGCCAGAAGAGAAACCCAAGGAGGAAGAAAUCACUCCCAAACCAGAAGAGAAGCCUGAAGAGGAAGCACCAGUCCAGGAGGUUGAGCAAGUCGAAGAGAUUUUCGAGGUUUCCAAACCGGAAGAGGUUUCUCCUGAAGAGGUAACUGUUGAGGAGGUAGAAGAAGUUCCUGAAGAGAAACCUGAGGUUUCAGUUGCCAAACUUGACAUUGAAGCAGUAACAGAGGAAAAGGCUGAGACAGAAGUAGCAUUCAAGGUCAAGCCUCAUGUCAAAGAAGAAGUUGUUCUUCCAGUUACCACUGAGUUUGAGGAAAUCUCCAUAGAAGUUGUCCCAGAAGAGGAAACCAAACCAGAGGAAGUUCCUGAGAGGAAACCAGCCUUCACUGUGAGUUCUGAAGAGGAGGUCACCAAGGUUCCAAAAGCUAAAGUGUCUGUGAAGGCUGUAACUGAGGAGCAGGUGGAUUCAGCAGUUACUGCCAAGUUUAAGCCUCGCAAAGAGGAAGAGGUUGAAGUGCAAGCUGCUUUCAAGAGGCCAGAAGAGGAAGAAAUCCCGGAGGCUAUUCCCAUCGAAGAAGAAGCUGCUCCUAAGCCUGCGACAACCUUUGCUGAAGAAAUUGCCCCAUCUGAGGUGACUCUUGAUGUAUCUGAGAAGCCAGUAACAAUCAGAGGCAUGCCUGAGAAGGAGGUCCUCCCAGAGGAGCUUCUAGAAGCAGAGGCUUUCCCUGAAGAAACAGUUGAGAAACAUGAGGCAGUUGAGGUGGUUGUGGAAGAAGAGGAGAAGGUGGAAGAGUUGCCUAUUGCACCUGUUAUCACUGACCAAUUCAAGAGCAAGAGUACCAAGGAAGGGAAGCCAGUGAAAUUCACUUGCACAGUGACUGGAACACCGAAGCCUGAGGUCAAGUGGUUCCUAAACAAAGAUCUUCUUGAAGCAAGCACUCAUUUCAUCCAAACCUUUGAAGAAGAUGUAGCCACACUGACAAUUGAACACCCUAAACCCAAGGACACUGGUGAAUACAAGUGUGUGGUCAUCAGUAGUGCAGGGGAAGAUGUCUGCACUGCCAAACUGACUGUGACAGAGGUCAGAAGAGGCCCAUCAUUUGUUGAGAAGCCAGAGGUUGAGGAUACGCCUGAAGGAACUGAGGCCAUCUUCCGAUGCAAGGUUGAUGGUUUCCCCAAACCCACAGUGACUUGGAACAAAGGUUGGAAACAGAUCACAACAGGAGGAAAAUUCACCAUUACCUUCGACGAGGACACUGAGGAAAGUGUCUUGACCAUCAAGGAUACAACACCCUCCGAUGCUGGGAAGUACACUUGCUAUCUUAAGAACCCUCUUGGACAGGAGACCUCCUCUGUGAGUCUUAAAGUCACUCCUAAGCCAGAAGAGAAACCCAAGGAGGAAGAAAUCACUCCCAAACCAGAAGAGAAGCCUGAAGAGGAAGCACCAGUCCAGGAUGUUGAGCAAGUUGAAGAGAUUCCUGAGGUUUCCAAACCGGAAGAGGUUUCUCCUGAAGAGGUAACUGUUGAGGAGGUAGAAGCAGUUCCUGAAGAGAAACCCAAGCUUCCAAUUGUCAAACUUGACGUUGAAGCAGUAACAGAGGAAAAGGCUGAGACAGAAGUAGCAUUCAAGGUCAAGCCUCGUGUCAAAGAAGAAGUGGUUCUUCCAGUUACCACUGAGCUUGAGGAAAUCUCCAUAGAAAUUGUCCCAGAAGAAGAAACCAAACCAGAGGAAGUUCCUGAAAGGAAACCAGCCUUCACUGUGAGUUCUGAAGAGGAGGUCACCAAGGUUCCAAAAGCUAAAGUGUCUGUGAAGGCUGUAACUGAGGAGCAGGUGGAUUCAGCAGUUACUGCCAAGUUUAAGCCUCGCAAAGAAGAAGAGGUUGAAGUGCAAGCUGCUUUCAAGAGGCCAGAAGAGGAAGAAAUCUCUGAGGCUGUUCCCAUCGAAGAAGAAGCUGCUCCUAAGCCUGCGACAACCUUUGCUGAAGAAAUUGCCCCAUCUGAGGUGACUCUUGAUGUAUCUGAGAAGCCAGUAACAAUCAGAGGCAUGCCUGAGAAGGAGGUCCUCCCAGAGGAGCUUCUAGAAGCAGAGGCUUUGCCUGAAGAAACAGUUGAGAAACAUGAGGCAGAUGAGGUGGUUGUGGAAGAAGAGGAGAAGGUGGAAGAGUUGCCUAUUGCACCUGUUAUCACUGACCAAUUCAAGAGCAAGAGUACCAAGGAAGGGAAGCCAGUGAAAUUCACUUGCACAGUGACUGGAACACCGAAGCCUGAGGUCAAGUGGUUCCUAAACAAAGAUCUUCUUGAAGCAAGCACUCAUUUCAUCCAAACCUUUGAAGAAGAUGUAGCCACACUGACAAUUGAACACCCUAAACCCAAGGACACUGGUGAAUACAAGUGUGUGGUCAUCAGUAGUGCAGGGGAAGAUGUCUGCACUGCCAAACUGACUGUGACAGAGGUCAGAAGAGGCCCAUCAUUUGUUGAGAAGCCAGAGGUUGAGGAUACGCCUGAAGGAACUGAGGCCAUCUUCCGAUGCAAGGUUGAUGGUUUCCCCAAACCCACAGUGACUUGGAACAAAGGUUGGAAACAGAUCACAACAGGAGGAAAAUUCACCAUUACCUUCGACGAGGACACUGAGGAAAGUGUCUUGACCAUCAAGGAUACAACACCCUCCGAUGCUGGGAAGUACACUUGCUAUCUUAAGAACCCUCUUGGACAGGAGACCUCCUCUUUGAGUCUUAAAGUCACUCCUAAGCCAGAAGAGAAACCCAAGGAGGAAGAAAUCACUCCCAAACCAGAAGAGAAGCCUGAAGAGGAAGCACCAGUCCAGGAGGUUGAGCAAGUUGAAGAGAUUCCUGAGGUUUCCAAACCGGAAGAGGUUUCUCCUGAAGAGGUAACUUUUGAGGAGGUAGAAGCAGUUCCUGAAGAGAAACCCAAGGUUCCAAUUGCCAAACUUGACGUUGAAGCAGUAACAGAGGAAAAGGCUGAGACAGAAGUAGCAUUCAAGGUCAAGCCUCAUGUCAAAGAAGAAGUGGUUCUUCCAGUUACCACUGAGUUUGAGGAAAUCUCAAUAGAAGUUGUCCCAGAAGAGGAAACCAAACCAGAGGAAGUUCCUGAGAGGAAACCAGCCUUUACUGUGAGUUCUGAAGAGGAGGUCACCAAGGUUCCAAAAGCUAAAGUGUCUGUGAAGGCUGUAACUGAGGAGCAGGUGGAUUCAGCAGUAACUGCCAAAUUUAAGCCUCGAAAAGAGGAAGAGGUUGAAGUGCAAGCUGCUUUCAAGAGGCCAGAAGAGGAAGAAAUCCCGGAGGCUAUUCCCAUCGAAGAAGAAGCUGCUCCUAAGCCUGCGACAACCUUUGCUGAAGAAAUUGCCCCAUCUGAGGUGACUCUUGAUGUAUCUGAGAAGCCAGUAACAAUCAGAGGCAUGCCUGAGAAGGAGGUCCUCCCAGAGGAGCUUCUAGAAGCAGAGGCUUUCCCUGAAGAAAAAGUUGAGAAACAUGAGGCAGUUGAGAUGGUUGUGGAAGAAGAGGAGAAGGUGGAAGAGUUGCCUAUUGCACCUGUCAUCACUGACCAAUUCAAGAGCAAGAGUACCAAGGAAGGGAAGCCAGUGAAAUUCACUUGUACAGUGACUGGAAAACCGAAGCCUGAGGUCAAGUGGUUCCUAAACAAAGAACUUCUUGAAGCAAGCACUCAUUUCAUCCAAACCUUUGAGGAAGAUGUAGCCACACUGACAAUUGAACACCCUAAACCCAAGGACACUGGUGAAUACAAGUGUGUGGUCAUCAGUACUGCAGGGGAAGAUGUCUGCACUGCCAAACUGACUGUGACAGAGGUAAGAAGGGGCCCAUCAUUUGUCGAGAAACCAGAAGUUGAAGAUACGCCUGAAGGAACGGAGGCCAUCUUCCGAUGCAAGGUUGACGGGUUCCCCCAACCCACAAUUACUUGGAACAAAGGAUGGAAACAGAUCACAACGGGAGGAAAAUUUACCAUUACCUUCGACGAGGACACUGAGGAAAGUGUCUUGACCAUCAAGGAUACAACACCCUCCGAUGCUGGGAAGUAUACUUGCUUUCUUAAGAACCCUCUUGGACAGGAGACUUCCUCUGUGAGUCUUAAAGUCACUCCUAAGCCAGAAGAGAAACCCAAGGAGGAAGAAAUCACUCCCAAACCAGAAGAAAAGCCUGAAGAGGAAGCACCAGUCCAGGAGGUUGAGCAAGUUGAAGAGAUUCCGGAAGAGAAACCAGAAGAGGUUUCUCCUGAAGAGGUUACUGUUGAGGAGGUAGAAGCAGUUCCUGAAGAGAAACCUAAGGUUCCAAUUGCCAAACUUGACGUUGAAGCAGUAACAGAGGAAAAGGCUGAGACAGAAGUAGCAUUCAAGGUCAAGCCUCGUGUCAAAGAAGAAGUGGUUCUUCCAGUUACCACUGAGCUUGAGGAAAUCUCCAUAGAAGUUGUCCCAGAAGAGGAAACCAAACCAGAGGAAGUUCCUGAAAGGAAACCAGCCUUCACUGUGAGUUCUGAAGAGGAGGUCACCAAGGUUCCAAAAGCUAAAGUGUCUGUGAAGGCUGUAACUGAGGAGCAGGUGGAUUCAGCAGUUGCUGCCAAGUUUAAGCCUCGCAAAGAGGAAGAGAUUGAAGUGCAAGCUGCUUUCAAGAAGCCUGAAGAGCAAGAAUUCCCUGAAGCUGUUUCAAUCGAAGAAGAAGCUGCUCCUAAGCCCAAGAUAACCUUCACCGAAGAGGAACUUCCUUAUGCUGCUCCAGCCUAUCCAGAAAUGUUGGAAACUCUUCCAGAGGAAGAACUAGAGACCGCCAUCACUAAACGUAUCCGUCAACCAACAGAUGAAGCAGAUGUGCUUCCAUCCACAGAGGAGGUUGUUCCUAUGGAAGCUACUCCUCAGUUCGCUCCUACUGAAGUCUUGGAUAUCUCUGAGAAAAAGCCAGAGAAGAUCAGAGGUUUGCCGGAGAAGGAAGUUAUGCCUCUAGAACUUGAGGAGGUGGAAGCUAUACUAGAAGAGACACCAGAGACGUUGGAGGCUGUCACUACCAUCAUUGAAGAAGAGGAGAAGGUUGAGGAGCUUCCUAUUGCACCUGUCAUCCUCCACAAAAUCAAGGACAAGAAUGUGAAAGAAGGAACACCUAUGAAAUUCACAUGUACUGCAACUGGGCAACCCGAGCCGGAGGUCAAGUGGUUCAGGGAUGGAACGCUCCUCAAACCAUCGAGCGAAAACAUCCAGACUUUUGAAGCUGACACUGCCAUCUUGUCGCUACCCAAACCCAAACCUAGGGAUGCUGGGGAAUACAAGUGUGUGGUCAUCAAUCCAUCAGGAGAAGACUACUGCACUGCUAAGCUGACUGUCCAAGAAGUGAGAAAAUCUCCUAAAUUUGAGGAAAAACCAACAGUGCCAAGCACACCUGAAGGUACUGAUGCCACUUUCCGCUGUAAAGUGGAAGGUUUUCCUAAACCUGAGGUCACGUGGACCAAAGGCUGGAAGCAGCUCACACCAGGAGCUAAGAUUGACGUCAGCUUUGAUGAUACAACCCAAGAGAGUGUACUAACCAUCAAGGAUGUGAAGCCAACUGAUGCCGGCAAGUACACAUGUAAGCUGAAGAAUCAAUUGGGAGAGGAGAAGGCUGACGUCAGUUUGGUGGUCACACCGAAACCCAAGGAAGAGGUCAAGGUACCAGAGAAGCCUGAGGUCAAAGUUGUAAAGAAACCGGAAGAAAAAGCCGAACCGCUGCCCACUGAGGAAGUCAAGCCAUCCAAACCGGAGGAGAUUCCUACUGAGGUGACUCCAGAGAAGAUCGUUCCUGUCAGCAAGCCUGAGGUAGAAGCAGCACCAGUCAAAGAACCAGAAGGCCCUGCCAAAUUCGUGGCCAAACCCGGAGCCUUUGUCGAGUCCAUCGAAGACGAGGAAGCCAUCAUCACGUACGAGAUCAGCGACGAACUGACCGAUGUCAAGUGGUUCAAAGAAGGGGAGGAGAUCCAACCAGGGGAGAAGUUUGAGUUCAAGAGGGAAGGCCGACGGCGCUCGCUGAUCAUCAAGGACGCAACUCUUGAAGACAAAGCCAGGUAUAUGUGUCUGCUGCCAGAGGACAAAGCAGGGACAAAACUCUUUGUGAAAGAAACUGUCCACAUCAUAAACAUCCCCGAAGAGACCACCAUAAAGGAAGCUGAAAAGGGCAUCCUGGAGGUAGAAUUCAACAAAGACGUCUCCCGCAAGAGAGUCACCUUCUUCAAGGACGGUAAAGAGCUCAAGUCCAGCAAGAAGUAUAAGAUUGUCCGGAAGGGUACCACGGCCACAUUGACCAUCAACGACGUCUUACCGGAAGAUGCUGGGGAAUAUACUGUCACAGCGGAGGAGGUGAAGGCGACAGUGAGGAUGUUUGUUGACGAGAAGCCAAAACCAAAUCCACCGAUCUUUGUCCAGGUGCCUAAGGCUCUGGAUGUCACUGAAGGUGAAACUGCCACGUUCCGUUUAAAAGUUGGUGGCACCCCUACCCCAACCGUCCAGUGGUUCAAGGGAUGGCGUGAGAUCACACCCGGUGACGAAUUCUCCAUGACUUACGACGAGGAAACAGAUGAGCAUCGGUUCACCAUUCACUCUGUCAGCACGAAAGAUGCCGGCAAGUACCAAUGUCAGCUGAGUAGCGAGAACGGCAAGACCAAAUAUGGUGUCUCCUUGAUGGUGCAAGAGAAACCUGCAGAGGAGGUUCCAUUCAAUAUUCCACUCAAAAGACGGCCGUCCCAGGAGCUCAGAGCACAGCAAGAGAUUGACAUCAUGGAGCUCCUGCGAAGUGUGGAGCCCAAGGACUACGAGAAAGUGCUGCGUGAAGCUGGGGUCUAUGACUUCCGAGCCAUUCUCAAGCAGCUCAAGAUGAUGCAGAAGAAAUUGGAAAUCGAAGAGGAACCAGAAUAUGAGGAGCUGCCGGAGGAGGAACUCAUACCAGAAAUGGAAGCAUACCAGAUGGAGUCGCCCAUGUUUUCUGCUGGACCCCUUGUUGAACCACCAAAAGAAUUGCCCAAGAUCCUUAAGGAUCUCCAGAGUCAGAGAGGCGAUGAGUCUGAAGACGUUGAAUUCACCUGUGAGCUGACCGAUGACCUCCCGGAGGACCUUGAGGUCACCUGGUUCAAGGCAGGCACUGAGAUUGAGCCUAGUGAAAAGUAUGAAGUCAAGAAGGACAACAGGAGAUUGUCGCUGGUCGUUCAUGACUUGAAGAAGGAAGACCAGGCAGCCUACACGGUGAUGAUUGGAGAAAGACGAUCUUCAGCAACACUUCAAGUCAAAGGUUUCACCGUCACUCCACUGCAUGACACAAAAGCGACCGAAUUUGACCAAACCGCCACGUUUGACUGCACAGUCUCCAGUGAGAAGGCUGUAGUGACGUGGCUCAAGGACGGCGAGAGGAUCGAAGCCGGUCCUAAAUAUGAGAUAAAAGAGGACGGCAAGAAACGAGUGCUCGUCGUUCAUGAUAUCUCACCAGAAGACAAAGGGAACUUCAGCUGUGUCGUUGGCGACGCUGAGUCCAUGGCCACACUGGAUGUUGAAGCCACCAAGAUUACCAAACCACUGAAAGAAACCGAGACCCCGGAAAAGGAGACGGUCACCAUCACCUGUGAGAUAUCACAUGAGAAAGGUGUCGUCAAGUGGCUUAAAGAUGGUAAAGAGCUCCCAGACAGUCCACGGUUUAAGCCCAAGGCUGAGGGUAAGAUUCGAUCCCUGGUGAUCGAGGACGUUCAGCGGGAUGAUGAGGGAGAUUACACGUGUGUCGUUGGUGACGACAAGACUACGGCUGGACUCUUUGUCGAGCCACCACCAGUUGAGUUCCUGACCGAAUUAACACCGAUCACAGUCACAGAGAGGCAGACGGCCGAGUUCAUCUGUGAAGUCUCAGACGAGAAAGCCGAGGUGACCUGGCUGAGAGAUGGCAAGCCCAUUGAGCCGAGCGACAAGUAUCUCAUCGUCAAACGGGGACGAGAACGUCGCCUCUCUGUCACAAACACCGAGUUUCCUGAUGAAUCUGAUUAUACUUGCGUCAUUGGGGAUCGAAAGACUUCAGCUGAGCUCUUGGUUGAUGAAGCCGAACCGGAAAUCACCGUCUCCAUGCAAGACGUCAAGGUGUCCGAGGAUCAAGAAGCAACCUUUGUCUGCGAGCUCGACAAGGAUACCUCUGAUGUCGUCUGGCUCAAGAACGGCAAGAAGAUUGAGGAGGAUGAUACCAAGUUUGAAGUCCAGCGCAAGGGCCGCCGACACUCGCUGAUUGUCAAAGACAUUGGUUUGGAGGACGCUGCCAACUACACAUGUAAGGUUGGCAGGAAGGAGAGUUCAGCAUCGCUUAUUGUGGAAGAGAAACCCAUAGAGUUCACUGAGCCCCUCCAAGCCCUCCAAGCAAGCCCCGGUGACACUUCCACCUUUGAGUGCACGCUCAACAAAGACAACGUCGACGUGGUCUGGAUGAGAAACGGCAAGGAGAUCAAACCGACCGAUCACUUUGUGAUCAAGAAGGACGGGAAACAUCAUCAGCUGACGGUCAAAGGUGUUCAGUUUGAUGACGACGCCGAAUACACUGUGAAGGUCAAGGAUGUGGAGUCCAAAUCAUCCCUGGUUGUACAAGCUGCACCAAAGAUAGAAAUCGACACCGACAAACUGAACAUCACCGUCAAAGCUGGCACUAAGAUCGUUGUAGAAGCCACUGUGAUUGGCUCACCUGUACCUACCACAACCUGGUCCAAAGAUGAAAUUGAACUUCAUCCAGACAAGCGUAUCACCAUGACAACAGAGAACACUGUGAGGGCAAAGGUCAAACUGACCAUUGACAAAUCAGAGAGGACGGAUCUGGGAGAGUAUACAAUCACUGCAGCCAAUGAUCUUGGCUCGGAUACAGUUACUGUCAAAGUCAUAGUCCUUGACAAACCUCAACCUCCCAAUAACCUCCGAAUCACCAGCAUCACUCCUGUGACUAUCUCACUCAUCUGGGAGCCCCCUGAAGAUGACGGAGGCAGCCCAAUCACAGAAUACAUCAUCGAGAAGAGAGACAUGAAACGGGCGACAUGGUCCAAAGCGGGAACCACAACCUCCACAGAGCUAGAAUUUACAGUUAGUAAGCUCUUGGAAGGCAAUGAGUACCUGUUCCGUGUCAGCGCUGUGAACAAACACGGGCAGAGCGAACCAAGGUUGCUUGGAUCGCCCGUUGUUGCCAAGCAUCAAUUUGACGUCCCACACCCGCCAUCUAAGCCACAAAUCUCAGACAUCGACUCGAGCAAAAUGACAGUCACCUGGUCUCCUCCUGAAUUCAAUGGAGGCAGUGAGAUCACCGGUUACGUUCUCGAGAGACAAGAGGUCGGCCGCGACCGCUGGGUCAAAGUUAACAAGGUCGCACUGACUGACACGACCUUCACCUGUACUGAUUUGAUUGAAGGGAAGGAGUAUAUAUUCCGAGUUGUGGCCGAGAAUAAAGCUGGUUUGAGUAAACCAAGCGAGCCGUCAGACACUCACAUGGCUAAACCACCCUAUGAUGUCCCGGGGGCGCCCAGCAAACCGAAACCAGAGAACAUUGACGCUACUACCAUCUCCAUCACAUGGAACCCGCCUGAAUCUGAUGGUGGCUCCCCUGUGACUGGAUACAUCAUUGAAAGAUGUGAUGUCAGCCGUGGUCGCUGGGUGAGAGCCAAUCGGGAGAAAGUGACAGAACUCACAUUCAAAGUCACAGAUCUGGUGGAGGGCAACAAGUAUCAAUUCCGAGUUUCUGCAGAGAAUCUAGCAGGUGUCAGCAAACCAAGCGAACCCUCUGAUACCAUUGUGGCUAAACUGCCUUACGACGUCCCUGGAGCUCCAGAGAGACCAACUGUCAGUGACAUUGACAGCACUCAGAUGACAGUCACCUGGUCACCGCCAUCGGUUGACGGUGGUAGCCCCGUCACAGGUUACAUCUUGGAACGCAAGGAGAAGACCUCAUCAAGGUGGACCAAGGUGACAAAGGAACCUGUCACAGAGACAACGUUGACAGUCAAAGAUCUGAUUGAAGGCAAGGAGUAUGAGUUCCGUGUAGCUGCCAUCAACAAGGCUGGAACAGGACCAUUCAGUGAGCCAUCAGAACCAAGAAUCACGAAACCACCAUAUGAUGUUCCAGGUGCACCAGAGCAACCUACCGUCAGUGACAUCGACAGCAAUCAAAUGACUGUCACAUGGGAAACGCCCUCUAGUGAUGGUGGAAGUCCAAUCACCGGCUACAUCCUGGAACGCAAGGAGAAAACGUCCACCAGAUGGACACGGGUUACCAAGGAGACCAUCACCGAGACAACGCUGACCGUCAAAGAUCUGAACGAGGGCAAGGAGUACGAGUUCCAUGUGGCUGCCGUCAAUAAGGCCGGGACAGGACCAUUCAGUAAACCAUCAGACCUGCAAAAGGCAAAAGCACCUUACGAUGUGCCAGGCCCUCCGGACAUACCCACUGUCUCCGACAUCGACAGCACAAAGAUGACCGUCACAUGGACAGUGCCCUCUACAGACGGUGGUAGUCCAGUCACCGGCUACAUACCGGAACGCAAGGACAAGACGUCCACGCGAUGGAUGAGAGUCACGAAGGAACCGAUCACGGAGACAACAUUGAUUGUCAAGGAUCUGAUUGAAGGCAAGGAGUAUGAGUUCCAUGUGGCUGCUGUCAACAAGGCUGGAACUGGGCCAUUCAGUGAGCCGUCUCAACCACAGAAAGCCAAACCGCCAUACGAUGUUCCUGGAGCACCUGAGAAGCCAGAAGUGACAGCUGUCGACAGAACACAGAUCACCAUCUCCUGGUCAACUCCAGAAUCUGACGGUGGUAGUCCAAUCACUGGCUACAUCAUUGAGAAGAAAGAUACCUCGUCAACAAGAUGGACAAAAGCUCACAGAGACUCAGUCACUGAGACAACACUGACAGUCAAAGAUCUGAUUGAAGGCAAGGAGUAUGAGUUCCGUGUAGCUGCUGUCAACAAGGCUGGAACAGGACCAUUCAGUGCUCCAUCAGAACCGAGAAUCACAAAACCACCAUAUGAUGUUCCUGGUGCACCUGAGAAGCCAGAAGUGACAGCUGUCGACAGAACACAGAUCACCAUCUCCUGGUCACCUCCAGAAUCUGACGGUGGUAGUCCAAUCACUGGCUACAUCAUUGAGAAGAAAGACACCUCCUCAACAAGAUGGACAAAAGCUCACAGAGACUCAGUCACCGAGACAACACUGACAGUCAAAGAUCUGAUUGAGGGCAAGGAGUAUGAGUUCCGUGUAGCUGCUGUCAACAAGGCUGGAACAGGACCAUUCAGUGCUCCGUCAGAACCAAGAAUCACAAAACCACCAUAUGAUGUUCCUGGUGCACCCGAGAAGCCUGAAGUGACAGCUGUCGACAGAACACAGAUCACCAUCUCCUGGUCACCUCCAGAAUCUGACGGUGGUAGUCCAAUCACUGGCUACAUCAUUGAGAAGAAGGACACCUCCUCAACAAGAUGGACAAAAGCUCACAGAGACUCAGUCACAGAGACAACACUGACAGUCAAAGAUCUGAUUGAAGGCAAGGAGUAUGAGUUCCAUGUAGCUGCUGUCAACAAGGCUGGAACAGGACCAUUCAGUGCUCCAUCAGAACCGAGAAUCACGAAACCACCAUAUGAUGUUCCUGGUGUACCCGAGAAGCCUGAAGUAACAGCUGUCGACAGAACACAGAUCACCAUCUCCUGGUCACCUCCAGAAUCUGACGGUGGUAGUCCAAUCACUGGCUACAUCAUUGAGAAAAAAGACACCUCCUCAACAAGAUGGACAAAAGCUCACAGAGACUCGGUCACCGAGACAACAUUGACAGUCAAAGAUCUGAUUGAAGGCAAGGAGUAUGAGUUCCGUGUAGCUGCUGUCAACAAGGCUGGAACAGGACCAUUCAGUGCUCCAUCGGAACCAAGAGUCACAAAACCACCAUAUGAUGUACCUGGAGCUCCUGAGAAGCCUGAAGUGACAGCUGUCGACAGAACACAGAUCACUAUCUCCUGGUCACCUCCAGAAUCCGACGGUGGUAGUCCAGUCACUGGCUACAUCAUUGAGAAGAAAGACACCUCAUCAACAAGAUGGACAAAAGCUCACAGAGACUCAGUCUCAGAGACAACACUGACAGUCAAAGAUCUGAUUGAAGGCAAGGAGUAUGAGUUCCAUGUAGCUGCUGUCAACAAGGCUGGAACAGGACCAUUCAGUGCUCCAUCAGAACCAAGAAUCACAAAACCACCAUAUGAUGUUCCUGGAACACCUGAGAAGCCUGAAGUGACAGCUGUCGACAGAACACAGAUCACCAUCUCCUGGUCACCUCCAGAAUCUGACGGUGGUAGUCCAAUCACUGGCUACAUCAUUGAGAAGAAGGACACCUCCUCAACAAGAUGGACAAAAGCUCACAGAGACUCAGUCACCGAGACAACACUGACAGUCAAAGAUCUGAUUGAAGGCAAGGAGUACGCAUUCCAUGUAGCUGCUGUCAACAAAGCUGGAACAGGACCAUUCAGUGCUCCAUCGGAACCAAGAAUUACAAAACCACCUUAUGAUGUUCCUGGAGCACCUGAAAAGCCUGAAGAAACGGCAGUCGACAGAACACAGAUCUCCAUCUCCUGGUCACCUCCAGAAUCUGACGGUGGUAAUCCAGUCACUGGCUACAUUAUCGAGAAGAAAGAGACCUCCUCAACAAGAUGGACAAAAGCUCACAGAGACUCAGUCACAGAGACAACACUGACGGUCAAGGAUCUGAUUGAAGGCAAUGAGUAUGAGUUCCGUGUAGCUGCUGUCAACAAGGCUGGGACAGGACCAUUCAGUGCUCCAUCAGAACCAAGAAUCACAAAACCACCAUAUGAUGUUCCUGGAGCACCUGAGAAGCCUGAAGUGACAGCUGUCGACAGAACACAGAUCACCAUCUCCUGGUCACCUCCAGAAUCUGACGGUGGUAGUCCAAUCACUGGCUACAUCAUUGAGAAGAAAGACACUUCCUCAACAAGAUGGACAAAAGGUCAUAGAGACUCAGUCUCAGAGACAACACUGACAGUCAAAGAUCUGAUUGAAGGCAAGGAGUAUGAGUUCCGUGUAGCUGCUGUCAACAAGGCUGGAACAGGACCAUUCAGUGCUCCAUCAGAACCAAAAAUCACAAAACCACCAUAUGAUGUUCCUGGUGCACCUGAGAAGCCAGAAGUGACAGCUGUCGACAGAACACAGAUCACCAUCUCCUGGUCACCUCCAGAAUCUGACGGUGGUAGUCCAAUCACUGGCUACAUCAUUGAGAAGAAGGACACCUCCUCAACAAGAUGGACAAAAGCUCACAGAGACUCAGUCACCGAGACAACACUGACAGUCAAAGAUCUGAUUGAAGGCAAGGAGUACGCAUUCCAUGUAGCUGCUGUCAACAAAGCUGGAACAGGACCAUUCAGUGCUCCAUCGGAACCAAGAAUUACAAAACCACCUUAUGAUGUUCCUGGAGCACCUGAAAAGCCUGAAGUGACGGCAGUCGACAGAACACAGAUCUCAAUCUCCUGGUCACCUCCAGAAUCUGACGGUGGUAAUCCAGUCACUGGCUACAUUAUCGAGAAGAAAGAGACCUCCUCAACAAGAUGGACAAAAGCUCACAGAGACUCAGUCACAGAGACAACACUGACGGUCAAGGAUCUGAUUGAAGGCAAUGAGUAUGAGUUCCGUGUAGCUGCUGUCAACAAGGCUGGAACAGGACCAUUCAGUGCUCCAUCAGAACCAAGAAUCACAAAACCACCAUAUGAUGUUCCUGGAGCACCUGAGAAGCCUGAAGUGACAGCUGUCGACAGAACACAGAUCACCAUCUCCUGGUCACCUCCAGAAUCUGACGGUGGUAGUCCAAUCACUGGCUACAUCAUUGAGAAGAAAGACACCUCCUCAACAAGAUGGACAAAAGGUCAUAGAGACUCAGUCUCAAAGACAACACUGACAGUCAAAGAUCUGAUUGAAGGCAAGGAGUAUGAGUUCCAUGUAGCUGCUGUCAACAAGGCUGGAACAGGACCAUUCAGUGCUCCAUCAGAACCAAGAAUCACAAAACCACCAUAUGAUGUUCCUGGAGCACCUGAGAAGCCAGAAGUCACAGCUGUCGACAGAACACAGAUCACCAUCUCCUGGUCACCUCCAGAAUCCGACGGUGGUAGUGCAAUCACUGGCUACAUCAUUGAGAAGAAGGACACCUCCUCAACAAGAUGGACAAAAGCUCACAGACACUCGGUCACCGAGACAACACUGACAGUCAAAGAUCUGAUUGAAGGCAAGGAGUACGCGUUCCAUGUAGCUGCUGUCAACAAGGCUGGAACAGGACAAUUCAGUGCUCCAUCAGAACCAAGAAUCACAAAACCACCAUAUGAUGUUCCAGGUGCACCUGAAAAGCCUGACGUGACAGCAGUCGACAGCACACAUAUCUCUACCUCCUGGUCACCUCCAGAAUCUGACGGCGGUAGUCCAAUCACUGGCUACAUCAUUGAGAAGAAAGAGACCUCCUCAACAAGAUGGACAAAAGCUCACAGAGACUCAGUCACAGAGACAAGCUUGACAGUCAAGGAUCUGAUUGAAGGCAAGGAGUAUGAGUUCCAUGUAGCUGCUGUCAACAAGGCUGGAACAGGACCAUUCAGUGCUCCAUCAGAACCAAGAAUCACAAAACCACCAUAUGAUGUUCCUGGAGCACCUGAGAAGCCUGAAGUGACAGCUGUCGACAGAACACAGAUCACCAUCUCCUGGUCACCUCCAGAAUCUGACGGUGGUAGUCCAAUCACUGGCUACAUCAUUGAGAAGAAAGACACCUCCUCAACAAGAUGGACAAAAGCUCAUAGAGACUCAGUCUCAAAGACAACACUGACAGUGAAAGAUCUGAUUGAAGGCAAGGAGUAUGAGUUCCGUGUAGCUGCUGUCAACAAGGCUGGAACAGGACCAUUCAGUGCUCCAUCAGAACCAAGAAUCACAAAACCACCAUAUGAUGUUCCUGGAGCACCUGAGAAGCCAAAAGUGACAGCUGUCGACAGAACACAGAUCACCAUCUCCUGGUCACCUCCAGAAUCUGACGGUGGUAGUCCAAUCACUGGCUACAUCAUUGAGAAGAAAGACACCUCCUCAACAAGAUGGACAAAAGCUCACAGAGACUCAGUCACUGAGACAACACUGACAGUCAAAGAUCUGAUUGAAGGCAAGGAGUAUGAGUUCCAUGUAGCUGCCGUCAACAAGGCUGGCACAGGACCAUUCAGCGCUCCGUCAGAACCAAGAAUCACAAAACCACCAUAUGAUGUUCCUGGUGCACCUGAAAAGCCUGAAGUGAUAGCAGUCGACAAAACACAGAUCACCAUCUCCUGGUCACCUUCAGAAUCUGACGGUGGUAGUCCAAUAACUGGCUACAUCAUUGAGAAGAAAGAGACCUCCUCAACAAGAUGGACAAAAGCUCACAGAGACUCAGUCACAGGGACAACCUUGACGGUCAAAGAUCUGAUUGAAGGCAAUGAGUAUGAGUUCCGUGUAGCUGCUGUCAACAAGGCUGGAACAGGACCAUUCAGUGCUCCAUCAGAACCAAGAAUCACAAAACCACCAUAUGAUGUCCCUGGAGCACCUGAGAAGCCUGAAGUGACAGCUGUCGACCGAACACAGAUCACCAUCUCCUGGUCACCUCCAGAAUCUGACGGUGGUAGUCCAAUCACUGGCUACGUCAUUGAGAAAAAAGAUACCUCCUCAACAAGAUGGACAAAAGCUCACAGAGAAUCAGUCACCGAGACAACUCUGACAGUCAAAGAUCUGAUUGAAGGCAAGGAGUAUGAAUUCCGUGUAGCUGCUGUCAACAAGGCUGGAACAGGACCAUUCAGUGCUCCAUCGAAGCCAAGAAUCACGAAACCACCCUAUGAUGCUCCUGGAGCUCCUGAGAAGCCUGAAGUGACAGCCGUCGACAAAACACAGAUCACCAUCUCCUGGUCACCUCCAGAAUCUGACGGUGGUAGCCCAAUCACUGGCUACAUCAUUGAGAAGAAAGACACCUCCUCAACAAGAUGGACAAAAGCUCACAGAGACUCAGUCACAGAGACAACACUGACAGUGAAAGAUCUGAUUGAAGGCAAGGAGUAUGAGUUCCGUGUAGCUGCUGUCAACAAGGCUGGCACAGGACCAUUCAGCGCUCCGUCAGAACCAAGAAUCACAAAACCACCAUAUGAUGUUCCUGGUGCACCUGAAAAGCCUGAAGUGACAGCAGUCGACAAAACACAGAUCACCAUCUCCUGGUCACCUCCAGAAUCUGACGGUGGUAGUCCAAUAACUGGCUACAUCAUUGAGAAGAAAGAGACCUCCUCAACAAGAUGGACAAAAGCGCAC